AAUGGAAUAAUAGAAUCCUGAAGAUGACAGCUCAGCCUGAUGACAUCUGACACUAUGUGCAAAGGCAACCGCAUGGCUUUUUGUUGAUCGUGUCCUGAUGGGAUGAAUUGGAACUGGCCUUUGUGUAUCUGAAAACUACACCCAGGACUGCUUAGCUUUACAUGACCCUCCACCCCCUCCAAAAUCGUUUCUAUACCUGUAUGUGGUGGAAUUAAAACUCUGCAGAAAGACAAUUUUUGUAGUAAAAGCAGCAGCAACUGGGAUCCUGUCUUGUGUUACUUUUUUUUUGUGUUUUGUAUUUUGGAUGAUUUGAAUUGAUGGAGUAAAGGACUGCUCUGCUCAUUGAUUGCAAGCCAGCAUAGCAAAAGGGAGACUAGAGGUGUGAGGCUGGAAUCGGACGGUUGCCAUUGUUGAUGUGUGAGGCCGUCACCCCCAAGCGGUACUGUCCCUGACUGUGAGGUCUUCCUUACAGUUGGUUUACGAUUGAUUGGGCUGCGGAGAUCAGUAUGGACGAACAGACCAGGAUGAUGCAGACUUUGGCCGGAAUGAAUGUGGCCAGUCACUCUGUACAGGGCAUGACAUUGCCUCCUCCCCAUGGACACGAUGGGACUGACGGGGACGGCAGAAAGCAGGACAUCGGGGACAUCCUGCAUCAGAUCAUGACCAUCACUGAUCAGAGCCUGGAUGAGGCACAAGCAAAAAAGCAUGCACUUAACUGCCAUAGGAUGAAGCCAGCGCUCUUCAGUGUUCUAUGUGAAAUCAAAGAAAAAACAGGUCUCAGCAUCCGAGGUGCACAGGAAGAAGAUCCGCCAGACCCGCAGCUCAUGAGACUGGACAACAUGUUGCUGGCUGAAGGUGUAUCUGGACCUGAGAAGGGAGGUGGAGCUGCUGCAGCCGCCACGGCAGCAGCUGCUUCAGGUGGAACUUCAGAUAACUCAAUAGAACAUUCCGACUACAGAGCCAAACUCAGCCAGAUCCGACAGAUCUACCAUACAGAACUGGAGAAGUAUGAACAGGCUUGCAAUGAAUUCACAACCCAUGUGAUGAAUCUCCUGAGAGAGCAAAGCCGGACACGUCCCAUCUCCCCCAAAGAGAUUGAGAGGAUGGUGGGCAUUAUCCACAGAAAGUUCAGCUCCAUCCAAAUGCAGCUUAAGCAAAGCACGUGUGAAGCUGUCAUGAUCCUAAGGUCGAGGUUUCUUGAUGCCAGGUCAGUGGUAUCCAACUGGUUCGGGAACAAGCGAAUCAGGUACAAAAAAAACAUUGGAAAGUUUCAGGAAGAAGCAAACCUCUACGCGGCUAAAACAGCUGUGAAUGCAGCUCAUGCAGUUGCGGCUGCUGUGCAGAAUAACCAGACCAGCUCUCCUACAACACCAAAUUCAGGUUCUUCUGGUUCUUUUAAUCUCCCAAAUUCAGGCGACAUGUACAUGAAUAUGCAGAGUCUGAAUGGGGAUUCUUACCAAGGGGCCCAAGUUGGAGCCAAUGUGCAAUCACAGGUGGAUACCCUUCGUCAUGUUAUCAAUCAGACGGGCGGAUACAGUGAUGCUUUGGGAGGGAAUCCACUGUACAGUCCACACCACCUAAAUGCUAAUGGAGGGUGGCAUGAGGCAGCAACUCCUUCCUCCGUCACUUCCCCAACAGAAGGGCCCGGCAGCGUGAACUCUGAUACCUCUAACUGAGUAAUCCAAGCUCAAGCUGUAUGAGUGCAUCUCAGCAGCCUGGAUGGAGCUUUCUCUAUGACAUCAUUUUAGGUCUUUAUUGAAUACUUGGUGAAGCAGAGUCCCAGCUGUGUGGAAGAAGAUCCCUUUGUUCAGAAAAACCUUCAGAUUGGUGGUGCUGCUUUGCCUGGUUCAAAUAAGGACCUACAUAGCCACAUUGUACAAGCCAGCUGAGACAAGUUGCUGGAUUCCAGUACGUCUUUUUGGGUUUUUUUUUGCUACCACUUUUUUUUUUUAAUCACCACUUUCAAAGCACUUUAUCUAAUUGGGCAAAGAUCUGAGAUAGAAUUUGAGAAACGAUCUCCACGUCCCAUCGGCACUUUUUAGUAAACAGCUAAAUUGAAGGCAUGAACUAGCAGCUUUAAGAAGAAAUAAAGUUUGCAUGUCUGCCCAGAAAUGCUGGGGUCAUAGCGAAAUGGACAUUUUACAAUUUCCAACAAUGUAUAGCUGGUAUCAACAUUUUUUUUCCAAUGUUUUUCUUAUAUGAAACAUUAAAAGCGCUAUUGAUCUAUGAAGAUGCAUCCACUUUUACAGGGAAAAAACAUGUACAGUUUAUGCAGUAAAUCAAUUACUUUAGCAACUGCACUCAUUAAUUAAGUCCUUUCCUCCUUACAUUUAGUUGAUUGUUUAUUUUGUCAUUGAAAUACAUUUAUGCUUAACUUGCUUCUGUGUUUCCAAGUUUUGUUUACAACAUUGUCAAUUAUAUUAAUUACUAAUGAUGAGGGGGGCCAAUAACUGAUUGACUUAUUAAACAAUUAUGGGAAUUUUAAAGGACCAGUAAAUCUAACAUAAGCUAGUUAGU
This is a messenger RNA of Nanorana parkeri, 2517 nucleotides long. It is a transcript of the gene PBX3, whose product is annotated as PBX homeobox 3. Gene Ontology annotation, molecular function: DNA-binding transcription factor activity; transcription factor binding; transcription coregulator activity. Gene Ontology annotation, cellular component: nucleus. Bases 507 to 1676 code for a protein of 389 amino acids. The record is from RefSeq and is a predicted model, not a curated record. The transcript has 8 exons. Gene Ontology annotation, biological process: regulation of DNA-templated transcription. Lineage: Eukaryota; Metazoa; Chordata; Amphibia; Anura; Dicroglossidae.